Messenger RNA from Rotaria sp. Silwood1, 699 nucleotides. The record is from the annotation of a GenBank genome assembly. Lineage: Eukaryota; Metazoa; Rotifera; Eurotatoria; Philodinida; Philodinidae.
AUGGUUGUUAAAAUAGCGUAUCUUAAACAAUGGCCAAUACGUUGCUUAUUGAUAUGGGCUACCAUUGUGUAUUUAAGUGCAAGUUGGGCUUUACGUGCUUGUGAGUAUCAAUCGAAUCAUGAACAUAGCCCAUUCACCGAGGGCCUGUGGUUAGCCGCUACAGUAUUCACUACUAUCGGAUAUAAUACUGUAGCGCCAUUAUCUCAUUGCGGAAGAACUAUUUGUGCUUUAGCGAACUUAUGUGGUCUUCUCACAGUAGCACUUUUUCUUGGUGUAGUUACACAAGAAUUAGCGCUAAAUCGUUGGGAAAACUAUUUACAUACUUUUGUUUUAAAUACUGAAUUAGUUAAAGAACAUAGACAUCAAGCAGCAAAUGUUAUUAAAUUUGCAUUUAAAAUAUGGCUUGGGAAAAAAAAACAUACACCAUUAUCAGCUAUGCGAAAUUUUCAAACUAAGAGAAAAUUAUUUGGAGCGAUACGUAUUAUUCAGAACAUUAGAAAUCGGCAACAACAUUUAACAUGCAAUCUGAUUGGUCUACCUGAAAUAAUGACUACAGAACAGAGUACAAAUGUUAAUACAGAUGAAACAAUACAAAAAAUAAAAAAAUUGGAAUCAAAAAUGAACAAAAUUGAAAAGCAUCUUGCCAAUGUGACCUAUGCAUUAAAUGGUUCACAAAAUGACUUUUAUUUCUCUUUAUGA